Messenger RNA from Mobula hypostoma (lesser devil ray), 2418 nucleotides. RefSeq names its product src substrate protein p85-like. The transcript has 17 exons. Gene Ontology annotation, molecular function: actin filament binding. Gene Ontology annotation, biological process: regulation of actin filament polymerization. NCBI's taxonomy places the organism in Eukaryota, Metazoa, Chordata, Chondrichthyes, Myliobatiformes, Myliobatidae. Gene Ontology annotation, cellular component: site of polarized growth; lamellipodium; cortical actin cytoskeleton. The record is from RefSeq and is a predicted model, not a curated record. The coding region runs from base 138 to 1802 and encodes 554 amino acids.
GAAGUGUGUGAAGCAGAGACGGAAACUACGACCAGAGGAUCCAGUGAAAAGAGAGAGCGAGGGGGGCAUUGGGAAGAGGGAGGGCGAGAGAAAGAGAGGGCAAACCAGAGAGGAGCCAGCGGAACUCGGACUGCAAGAUGUGGAAAGCAGCUGCCGGUCGGACUAUUUCCGUCACAGCAUCGGAUGAUGGUGAUGAUUGGGACACUGACCCUGACUUCGUGAAUGACUUGACUGAGAAGGAGCAGCGAUGGGGAGCCAAGUCGGUCCAGGGAUCUGGACACCAGGCCCACAUUAACUUGCACGAACUGAGGGAAAAUGUCUCUCAAGAGCAUAAAUCGCUCAAACAGAAAGAGCUAGCGGAUGGGCCUAAUGCCUCACAUGGAUACGGAGGGAAAUUUGGGGUCCAAGACGAUCGUAUGGAUAAGUCAGCCGUUGGACAUGAGUACUUUGCGAAACUCUCCAAACACUGCUCUCAGACAGACUCUGUUAAAGGAUUCGGUGGGAAGUUCGGUGUACAGAAGGACAGGGUAGAUAAGUCUGCUGUGGGGUUUGAAUAUGAAGGCAAGACUGCCAAGCACGCAUCGCAGAAAGACUACAGUACUGGUUUUGGGGGGAAGUAUGGAGUGCAAGCUGAUCGAGUGGACAAGAGUGCCCUAGGCUUCGAUUACCAGAGCAAACCUGAGAUUCAUGAAUCACAGCGAGAUUAUUCCAAAGGAUUUGGUGGCAAGUAUGGAGUGGAAAGGGAUAAAGUGGACAAGAGUGCUGUUGGCUUUGAAUACCAAGGGAAGACUGAGAAGCAUGAAUCCCAAAAAGAUUAUGUCAAAGGCUUCGGAGGCAAGUUUGGUGUCCAGACGGAUCGGCAGGACAAGAAUGCCUUGGGUUGGGACCACCAGGAAACCACACAGUUGCAUGAAUCUCAGAAAGACUAUAAGAGAGGUUUCGGCGGGAAAUAUGGUGUUGAGACAGAGAAACAGGACAAAUCUGCGGUGGGGUUCGAUUACAAGGAAAAGCUGUCCAAGCACGAGUCUCAACAAGAUUACUCAAAGGGAUUUGGUGGCAAGUAUGGGGUGCAGAAGGACCGGAUGGACAAGAGUGCUGCUUCCUUUGAUGAUGUUGAACGGCUGUCACCAGCUUAUCAGAAAACUAAGCCAGUGGAAGCUGCCAGCGCCAGUGCAAGCAGCAUACGGUCCAAGUUUGAGAACCUCGCCAAAGUUAAGGAGGAGGAGGACAGAAAGAAGGCGGGAGAGGAGCGAGUUCGCCGCCUCGCCAGUGAGAAGAGGGAGCAGGAAGAAGCCAGGAGGAAACUGGAGGAGCAAGAAUCGGCAAGAAAGCAAUCUCCAGUGUCUACUCCGGCACCCGUUCCUGCAGCAACUCCGUCACCUGCUCCAGAACCCGUUGAGGAAGCAAGGGCGCCCAGUCCAGUUUUUCAGGAGUCAUUCAAACAGGAAGACAAGAAUGAUGAGGAGAGGCAGUAUUCUGGAAUCUACAAUGCAGAGCCCCAGGCUGGCCAGGAAGAUGCUCAGUACCAGGAAGCGGUGUACGAGCAGGAUGCAGUGUACCAGAUGCCUGAGGAAAGUCAGUUGGACCAACAAGAUGAGCCCACUUAUGCAGAGUAUGGAAAUGAGUAUGGUAUCACUGCUGUGGCUCUGUAUGACUACCAAGCUGCUGGGGACGAUGAAAUUUCCUUUGACCCGGAUGAUGUGAUCACCAACAUUGAAAUGAUUGAUGAAGGAUGGUGGAGAGGCGAAUGCAGAGGUCGAUAUGGUCUCUUCCCUGCAAACUACGUCGAACUGAAGCAGUGAAACCCUCGAUCCGCUGGUUUUCGUCGAAAGUGCAAUUCCAAUUCGAUGCAGCAUGAACUGUGUUCAGCAGUGGGAAUAAAGUAUUUUUCUUUUUUCUCUCUUGAGAGUUGCAAUUAUGCGUUGCAUUAUAACCAGUCUUUAAAAGCGCCGGGGAAGGAGAUUCGGGUUAAUGUGUGACAUGCCUUUGAAAAUGAGAUUGUUACUGAGCUAUUGCUUACAAAAAAGUUAAAUGCACUUUCUAAUCAAGGGCAGGACCUAUCAGCACCGUUGGUGUGGAAGAGCUGAUAAAUUCAGUAGGUGUUUACGACAGAUUAAGGCCAAAUGCUUCUUGUUGACCAAGUAAAAUUUUUAACUGAAAUGGAUAUGUCGUUUAUCAUUGCCCAGUUUCAUCCUAAAUUUUAGCUUGUUUAAUUUGAAAUACAGUUAUUUUUCACUUGCUAUUAGUGAAGGCAUUCAGUUCAUAUUAUCCUUCUAGUUUUUACGUCCUUGCCUCUGGAACCUUGUUUUCUGCUUUUUAAACCAUGUUCUAUGAAUUGGUAGUGGGUUUGGGUUUUAUAAUAAAAGUUGCCUUUUUUCAAUACUGUUCAUUAAGAAUUAAACUGGUUUUAUUGCACUA